AUGGCUGAAUACUUCGACACCAUAGCCGAGCUGGGCAGCGAGGACGACGAGGACUUCGAUGGGGACGCUCCCGAGGGACGCUCCAAGACGAAUGGCGAGAAUGGCGUCGAUGAUUCGAGCGAGGAAGAGGACGACGAUGACGAGGAGCGCAUCCGCGAGGUAGCUGUACAGGAGGGCGCUGGCUUCAUCGCCGACGAGGACGAGGACGAAGAGGAAGAGGUCAGCCGUAAGGAGCGCCGGCGUCGCAAGAAGCGCAAGAACAGGGAAGAAGACGAGGCGCUGGACGAAGAGGAUCUGGACCUCAUCGGCAUCGAGGUGGAGCCGCGCGAACAGGCACAGUCGCAGAGCAAGUUCAAGCGCCUGAAGCGUGGCCACAAGGAGCGUGCCAGCCGACCACGCGGUAUCGACGACAUUUUCUCGGACGACGAGGAGCCCGAAGACCCGGACGCCGCCCGGAGGACCGACGUCAACGAAUUCGCCGACUUCAUUGAAGAGGACCAAUUCGAGGACGAGAUAGAGGAGGACGACCACGAAGUCGGACAGCCGGGCGUUGCCAACAUCAGCAGGACUCUACAAUUCACAGGCCUCGACGAGGGUGCUGAAGAAGACUACCGGGCAGCAUUCGGUGAUGGCACAGAGUACGACUGGGCCAUUGAAGAGCAGGAACGCGCAGACCUGGAGGAAGAAGGCGAAGGUCGUCAGACUGAACUCAAGGAUGUCUUCGAACCAGGCCUACUCCAGGAGAAGAUGCUUACUGAGAAGGACCAAGCCAUCCGCGAAAAAGACAUCCCCGAACGUCUGCAGCUGGCACGCGAGCCGUUCCCAGAUGACCAGGACCUGAGCCCAGACACCGUCAAGCAACGGCUUGCCGAAGAGGCCGCAUGGAUUUCCGAACUCUUGUUUCCCAAAAAAGGCAUGGCCUCGUAUUUCAAGACCCCGUUCAUCAAGGCUGUGGAAAAGGUGCUGCAUUUCCUCAACAUAGACAACUACGAGGUUCCAUUCAUCUUCAACCACCGGAAAGACUACUUGAUCCACGCCCCCAGCGGCGAAGACGACGAUCCAGACGAUCCAGCUCCUAGGGACAUGCGUCCCGAACGCUUGCUCAAUCAGAACGAGCUUUGGGAGAUUUUCGAGCUCGACCUCAAGUUCCGCGCCUUUUUCGAGAAGCGAGAAGCGCUCAAAAAGCACUACGAAAAUCUGAGGGCUUUGUACCCUGACAUCGAGGACGACGUCAUUGAAGAUCUGGCCGACAAAGCCUCUACGAUCGAGGAAGUGCAGGAGUUGCAAGACUAUCUACAUUUCCGGUACUCUAGCGAAAUAGGCGAAGUCCGCCAGGAGACCAGCAAUGGUGCGCAGAAGCGUGCGAACACCUCGCGCAACUUCUUCGACAAACUGCGUGGCACAAAGACGGUCAGCUUUGUGCAUGCGCUCGGCAUAACCCCUAAUCAACUUGCGAAGAAGGCCGACGGAACAGAGAACCAUUUCAUUGAAGAUCAGCAAGUCAGUCCGGAAACGUUUGCGGAUCAGUUGGCGGAAUCACCCGAAACAGGAGCCAGCAUUCUACGAUCCGCAAAGUUGUUGUAUACACAGGAACUGCAGAUGAACCCGCGGUUACGGCGCUACGUCAGGGGCAAUUUCUACAUGGAUGCGAGCAUAGACUGCGUUCGAACCGACAAGGGCAUGCGGAAAAUCACCGAGGAUCACCCAUAUUAUGAAUUCAAAUACCUCCGAAGGCAGACAUUCCAGGACCUCAACGGGCGACCUGACCUGUUCUUAAAGAUGUUGAAAGCCGAGGAGGAAGGUCUCAUCAGCGUCAAAAUUCGGAUGAGUAGCUGGGAGAACUUGAAGCGGAAGCUGCAGACUCACAUUGUCUCAGACAACGUCAGCGAAGUCUCUGAACAAUGGAACGUUUUCCGUAAGGAGAUGCUUGAUAUCGCUCUUGACAAGCUGCAACCUAUUAUUGCGGCCGGAGUGAAGGAGACACUCCGAUCUCGUUGUGAGGAUGAGUUGGCAAGUCGGGCACGCGACAGCUACUACAACAAGCUUGACCAGGCUCCGUUCAAACCCCGCGGCGCCGCCUUAGGCCAGGUACCAAACGCACUCUGCAUCUCCAACGGCAAGGGCAUGCGCGGCGAUGCAAUCAUGUGGGCGUAUGUGGAACAAGACGGAAGAGUCUUGGAACACGGCAAGCUCCGAGACUUCCGGCUCGGUAACCGGGAACGCGGGAUUGCUGACGGCAAAGACAUCGAGGUCUUCGUUGAAGUGUGCAACCGACGUAAGCCAGAUGUCAUCGGUGUCAGUGGCUUCUCUGUGGAAACACGAAAGCUCAAGGGCGACCUGGAAGAGAUCAUCAAUCGAAACGACCUGAAAGGACCACAGUACGAAGACGAAGAUCAGACAGAACGGAUCGAUCCUUUGGAAGUCAUCUACGUAAACGACGAAGUUGCGCGCCUCUACUACAACAGUGCUCGAGCUGCCAACGAAUUCCCGAAAUAUCCCCCUCUCACACGUUACUGCAUCGCACUUGCUCGCUACCUACAGAAUCCCUUGGCUGAAUAUGCCUCUCUUGGACGAGAUAUCGUAUCACUGCCUUUCGUACAGAACCAGACGCUCAUCCCACAAGAGAAGUUAUACGACCGCCUGGAGACUGCCAUGGUCGACAUGGUCAAUCUAGUCGGCUUCAAUUUGCUGGACGGCUACGACGACCCCUACAUGUCCAAGUUACUUCCAUACAUUUGCGGUUUGGGCCCACGUAAAGCAGAGCGACUUAUCAAGACUAUCCAAUCCAACAACGACGAGAUACUCUCGCGAUGGGAGCUGAUGGGUGUCUCGGAACAGGGCGACAGCCGCGAGAUUCACAAAGCCAUGGACGAGGUUGUGUUCGUUAACUGUGCCAGUUUCCUGUGGCUUACGUACGACUCGAGUGAAGAUGCAGCCGACUACCUUGACAGUACCCGAGUGCAUCCUGAAGACUACGAUCUUGCUCGCAAGAUGGUAGCCGAUGCCAUGAACCUUGAUGAGGAAGAUAUCAAGGCGGAAAUUGACGAAGCCGGCCCUAGCGCAGUUAUCCGAAGGAUGGUACGCGAAGAGAAGUUUGAUGAGAUUCACGACCUUGAUCUCGAGGGUUACGCAAGGGACAUCGAAAAGAACAUUGGCAUUCGCAAACGUGCUACCUUGGAGACGAUUCGCGCUGAAAUUGCAGACCCCUACGAGGAGAUCCGGCAGACUUUUGCGCUCAUGACGUCUGAUGAGAUCUUCACCAUGCUGACUGGCGAGACCAAAGAGUCUCUGAAAGAAGGCAUGGUCAUCCCUGUCCAGAUCAAGCGCACUUUUCCAGACCACAUCGAGGUCAGGCUCGAGUGCGGUGUGGAGGGAGGUGUUGGCGAACCCGAAUUCCCUGAAGGCGUUGGCAGUGGCCGACAGGCACCUCGUGAUGUCUUCCAGCCGCACCAGACCGUGCGGGCUAAGAUCGUCUUUGUCAACCGGAAAGCUCUCACUGCGCAACUGACUCUGCGCGAGGAUCUUAUCCGGGCGGCACCCACCCAGAUUGAACGCAUACCUGGCGACUGGGACGAGAAGCAGGAGGCAGCAGACAAGAAAGCAGCGGAGCGAGAAAAGGAAGUUGCUUCCGGCCGACCCAAUCGUGUCGUCAAUCACCCUCUGUUCUUCUCGUUCAACUCCGCCCAGGCCGAAGAAUACCUCGGCAGCAAGGAACCUGGUGAGGCCGUUAUUCGCCCCUCGUCUAAGGGAUUCGAUCAUCUUGCCGUCACCUGGAAGGUCGGCGAGAACUCGUUCCAGCACGUCGAUGUGCUCGAGAUGAACAAGGCCAGCGAGUACUCGGUCGGCAAGCAGCUGCGUGUGGGCAAGCAAGUCUACUCUGAUCUCGACGAGCUGAUCGUCAACCACGUCCAAGCCAUGGCCCGCAAGGUCGCCGAGCUCACGCGAGAUGAGCGCUUCCAGAAGGGCACCAAGGAAGAGACAGAACAAUGGCUCGCCACCUACUGCAACGCCAACACUACCCGCUCCAUGUACGCUUUCUGCGCGAUUCCCAAGCAUCCAGGCUACUUUUGGCUUUGCUUCCAGGCGGGCCGCGAUGGCAUGAAGGGCGAGUGGCCCGUCAAGGUCAUUCCCAAUGCCUUUGAAAUGCAGAAAAACGUCUACCCCGACAUGGUUGCGCUAAAGAACGGUUUCAAGAUGCUGUUCCAGAGCCGUAGUAAGAUGGCGGGGCCGCCUGGCGGGCCUGGGGGCCAGAGACCUGGGCCUCAGGCGAUUCCGAUUAGGCGUUGA
Molecule: messenger RNA, 4287 nt
Organism: Paraphaeosphaeria sporulosa
Lineage: Eukaryota; Fungi; Ascomycota; Dothideomycetes; Pleosporales; Didymosphaeriaceae
Product: transcription elongation factor spt6
Exons: 5
Coding region: 1-4287 (1428 amino acids)
Biological process (GO): transcription elongation-coupled chromatin remodeling; nucleosome organization; mRNA transcription by RNA polymerase II
Cellular component (GO): transcription elongation factor complex
Molecular function (GO): histone binding; nucleosome binding; DNA binding
Source: RefSeq, a predicted model, not a curated record